UUGCUGUGGCCGGGAAGAGUUGGAAGGGAUUCCCCCCAUACCCCCCCUUUCUUCUUUUCCUCCUCCUCUUCCUCCUCCUCCUCGUUGCACAUCUGAGGGCGGCAGCGGGGCUGGCUCUCCCCUCCCGGAGGUCGCCUUUGUUUUCCCCGUGUCGCUUCUGCCGAGCAGCCGAGGGGGCGGGAGCGGGCCGGGGCCGGGCUGGGCUGUGCCGGGCUGGGCUGGGCUGUGCUGGGCUGGGCUGGGCUGGACCGGCCGCCCCUUCUCGAUCUCGCCGAGUCGGUGCCGUUCCCCCGGGCGGCACUUUCCCCCCGGGCCGGGGCUGAGCAGCCGCCGCCCCCCGGGACCCCCAUGGCACCGCCGCGAUGUUCGUGUCCCGGCUCCUGGAUUUCCAGAAGACGCGCUACGCCAGGUUCAUGAAUCACCGUGUCCCAUCCAACUGCAGGUACCAGCCCACGGAAUAUGAGCAUGCAGCCAACUGUGCCACCCACGCUUUCUGGAUCCUGCCCAGCAUCCUUGGCAGCUCGAUCCUCUACAUCCUCUCUGAUGACCAGUGGGAAACCAUCUCAGCCUGGAUCUAUGGCUUCGGUUUGUCCAGCCUCUUCAUUGUCUCCACCAUCUUCCACACCAUCUCCUGGAAGAAGAGGCAUCUCAGGACUGUGGAGCAUUGCCUGCACAUGUUUGACAGGAUGGUGAUCUACUUCUUCAUCGCCGCGUCCUACGCUCCCUGGCUGAACCUGAGGGAGUUGGGCCCCUGGGCGUCCCACAUGCGCUGGAUCAUCUGGAUCAUGGCAUCCAUCGGGACCGUCUACGUUUUCUUCUUCCAUGAGCGGUACAAGCUGGUGGAGCUGGUGUGCUACGUUAUCAUGGGCUUCUUCCCCGCCUUGGUCAUCCUCUCCAUGCCCAACAGGGACGGCCUCCUGGAGCUGGUGCUGGGCGGGUUCUUCUACUGCCUGGGCAUGGUGUUCUUCAAAAGCGACGGCCGCAUCCCCUUCGCCCACGCCAUCUGGCACCUGUUCGUGGCCAUCGGGGCUGGCAUCCACUACUACGCCAUCUGGAGGUACCUGUACCGGCCCGGGGCGCUGGAGACCCGCCCCUCUCGCUAGGAGCCUCGCAGACAUCCUGUGCCACUGCCUCCUGGGGACACAGCCUGCCCCAAGCCACCCCCUGCCCCGUGGACAGAGCUGGUGGUGCCUUUCCCGCACAGACAGAAGAGCCUGGAGGUUGAUUUUAAGUAUUUUUUCUUUUUUAACCUCGGGAACUGUUUAUUUUUUUAGGCAAAAGUUUCAGAACAUAGUGACUGGCUGGGCUGUGGGUGACAGGGGAGUGACCACUCGCUGGGAGCUUUGUUCACUCGCCUGGUCUCCAGCAUCCCACGGGACUGGGAACCUUGGCCCCAUGUGCCCCGGGCUAUGACACCCCUGAGUUUGGCUACUGGAGUCCUUAGCACGUGCCACUGAGGGGACUGGAGGAGUCAGGAUGGGGGGAGAGACCCAGUGGUCACAGCCCUGCACCACCUGGACUGGCUCCUAAAUCCUCCUAAGUCCUGUCAGCAUCAAAAGCUCCAUCCCAAGUCCUUGAGGGGAUGGUCCAUACUCAACAAGGCCUUACAAGAGAUUGAGACUUGAAUCUCUUCCAGGGCAUCCCAGCCCCUGAGCACUGGGAAACCCUUUCUCUAAGCCAAUAUUAAGUGCACAACUCCGUACGUCCUUGGGAUCCCCUAUGGACAUUUUCUCCCUGGAGUACUUGGUUUUCCUCUCCAGCCUCGGUGCCAUGGCAGCCUGAACACAGCCCUGCUCCCAGGCCCUGCUGCUCGAGUGCCUUCAGCAGGAAGCAGAGCUGGGAUCCAGCUCCUGGCAUCUCCCUGGCUGGGGUCAGCCCACCCACUUCAGGGGAUUCCCUUUCUCCUCCAGGGAGGGAAGUGAACCUCCUUGGGCUGGGCUCACGGGGCUACCUGCCUUCUCUGCUCCCAUUUUGCUGAUGAACCUAUUGCUCAUCAGAUUUAAUUCCACUUUUGGAAAGAUUUCUAGUGUUCCCAGGAUUGCUGCAGGGCAGGAAUGCAUCCACACGAAGCCUGGAUGUGAACUGUGGUGGAGAGAUGCUGGUGAUACUCAGUUUUUAAAUUCCUAAUCACGGGCACACACAGUGCUAACUCAGGCUAAUGAGACAUGGAACAUCCACCCAGCUGCUGGGAGCAGCAGAAUGGGAAAGGGAAAAUCACACCUGGUCCUGCUCCCCAAACACCCUGGCAGAGCUGCUGGAGCCAGGAGGGUGUGGUGUGUGCUGGGCUGUGCCUGCACCUUCCCCAUCAGCCCCCAAAACAAUCAAUUGCCCAUCCCCUCUUUUUGGCCUUUGGUUAGUCACAGCUGCAGCCUCUGGCAUGAUGUGGCAAGUGAAGGAGAUUUAUGGCCACCAUCCCACAUCUCCUGUUUCUCCAGCAGCAUUCCAGGGAGCUCAGCAGAGCUUAGGGCCCCCCAGCCUGUGGCACCCCGGGAUUGGCUCUACAGGGCUGUGCCAUUUUGCAGCAAAUUACCAAAGAGGAAGCAUCUGGAUACUCACCCCCUCCUCUUGUGGUGGCUGUGGUUGCCAGGCUGGCAAAAACGUCCAGUGGAUUUUCACUUCCAUAGGCAGAAGGUUCCUAUGAAGGGCUCUGGGAGCUGUGCCUGGCACCCCAGCCCCAGUGGGGCUGCUGGGAGUCUGUGCCCAGGACACCCCAAAGCAGCCUGUGGGCUGGGACAGCCCCUGGGGUGAGGGGUGGUCUUAGGGAUGGGGGUGAACGAGCUGGUGUGUGCCCAGACUCUGCUGCUGCCUCUGCCCAGCUGGCCCUGCCACCUGCUGCAGAUGGAGAGGUAGACAAGGACGAGCUGAUGGAGCAUAUCCAGGCUGGAAUAGCAGGACACAGAGCUCCCAGAGUGGGAGAUGCCAUAUUUUCUGUCUGGCAAGUCAUUACCCUUCUCUGUGCCUCAGUUUCCCCACCUGGGAAGCGAAGACCCUGACCUACCUCACAGGGCUCAUGUGAGGACCCCGUGAAGGCAGCCAGAGCUUCACAAACACCUUCAAUUUUCACUGAGUCUGGGGGAGCAGGUUCCCAGAGCCACCGUGGGGCACGGUGACAAGGUCAACUUAGUGUGCCUGGCUCUCCUCCCCUCUGCCACCAAAUCCACGGGGAGCCACCCUGGGGUCAGACCAUGCACACAGCAGUCCCAGCCACAGGCAAGUGCCCCUGGCAGGGGCUGAGGAUGCCCAGGGACCAACACCGUGUUUUGCUUCAUCCCAAGGGAUUUAUCUCAGAAACUGUUUUGCCAUUGCAGUCUUUGGCCCUAAAUCUGUCCCAAGGGCUCCUGAGGCCCAGGGAGGUGCCAGAAGGACCUUUCUGAGGCUGCUGCAUCUCAGUCUCCUGCUGAGCAUCCAGGGCAGGACAGAAUCCUGGGCAGGAACAUCGCCACCCUGCCUUCAGCCCGGACUUGCAGAGUGGGCUUCUCUGGAACUGAGAGGCUCCCCUCUUCUCUUGCUCCUAAAUCCUCCCCUUGCACAGCGUGGGGGACACAGAGCAAGUUAUGGGAUUGCCCUCCUGUUUUAUACUAAUUUUUAAUGACUCGUAACAUUCAGGAUGUUUGUGGAGGAGGGCUCGAGGGAUCUUUUUAGCAUCUCAUGGUUUUCACCAUCCAUCCUUGUUCAAUCAGUAUUUUAUAUUUAACACAGUAUUGGGUCAAAUACAAACAAAUGUAAGGAAGAUAACGCUAGUGGAUAUUGUUUCCUGUGGAGUAGGAUCGAAAUAAAAACUCAA
This is a messenger RNA of Ficedula albicollis (Collared flycatcher), 3784 nucleotides long. It is a transcript of the gene MMD2, whose product is annotated as monocyte to macrophage differentiation associated 2. The transcript has 9 exons. The coding region runs from base 363 to 1103 and encodes 246 amino acids. Gene Ontology annotation, cellular component: membrane. Lineage: Eukaryota; Metazoa; Chordata; Aves; Passeriformes; Muscicapidae. The record is from RefSeq and is a predicted model, not a curated record. Gene Ontology annotation, molecular function: pore-forming activity.